This is a messenger RNA of Didymodactylos carnosus, 852 nucleotides long. NCBI's taxonomy places the organism in Eukaryota, Metazoa, Rotifera, Eurotatoria, Philodinida, Philodinidae. The record is from the annotation of a GenBank genome assembly.
AUGUGCGAUAAUUCUGUAGAGGGAUACGAAAUCAUCCACCAAAUAAGGCAUAAUAGUACAACAAGUCUUAAUAUUGAACAGAAGGAUAUAUCAAAUGAAGCAGCCAAAGCAAUUGCAGCAGAAUUGAAAAUAAAUUUAGCGUUAAAAAGCCUUAGUAUCACACGGAGUAUAUCGGACCAAGGGGUCAAAGCAAUUGCCGAAGCAUUGAAAGUAAAUUCAACAGUAACAAGUCUCAAUAUUGCAAGCAACAGUAUAUCGGAUGAAGCGGCGAAAGCAAUUGGAGAAGCACUGAAAAUAAAUACAACGUUAACAAGUCUCAAUAUUGCACACAGCAGUAUAUCGGAAGAAGGUACUAAAGCCAUUGCAGAAGCACUGAAAAUAAAUUCAACAUUAACAAAUCUGGAUGGAACAGGCUGCGAAAUAUCGGAAGAAGGUUGCAAAGCAUUUGCACAAGCAUUAAAAGUAAAUUCAACAUUAACAAGUCUCAAUACUGCACUCAACGGUAUAUCGGAAGGUGGUAAAGCCAUGGGAGAAGUACUGGAAAUAAAUUCAGCAUUAACAAGUCUGAAUAUGAGUUAUAGCAGUAUAUCGCCAGAGGACGCCAAAGCCCUUGCACGAGGGUUAAAAAUGAAUUUAACGUUAACAACUCUCGCUAUUGGAACCCACACUAUAACGAAAGAACUAGUUCAAGCAGUUGAAGAAGCAUUGAAAAUAAACACAACAUUAAGAAGUCUUUUUGUUGAUACGUACAGCUCUACGUUAUCUGAUGAGUUCGCAGCACUUAAAGAAAUGUUGAGGAUGAACGCAAGAUUAACUACUACUAGCAUCAAGUACAUGAUACACGGAGAUUGA